AUGUUACUGUUGAUACAAUAUUGCAUUAAAGAACUUAAAGAUAAGCCACCAUUGGAUGCACCUGAUGACGGUUUUCACAAAGAAGAUUACACACCAUUUUCUUAUCAGGUGCUUACUUCCUUCUCCUCUGAUAUAUCAUUUCCUAGCUAUUCUUCUUUACCUUCCGCUCACACCCGAGGCGAUCCGAAGUGGGAGUCGAUACUCGCAUGCAAAGGAGGCAUACGUCGAUGGCUGAUGAGGUACGCGGGGAAGUGGAAGGUACUUGGCGGUGACUGUUCGUGUCGGGGGCCCAUCUCCCGCCUCCUACCGCCACCUUUUAAAUUAGCAGUUCCUUUCUUUAUAAUCGUCUCUUAUUCUUGA
This is a messenger RNA of Nezara viridula (southern green stink bug), 360 nucleotides long. The record is from the annotation of a GenBank genome assembly. Lineage: Eukaryota; Metazoa; Arthropoda; Insecta; Hemiptera; Pentatomidae.